Messenger RNA from Pyricularia oryzae 70-15, 1377 nucleotides. RefSeq lists its product as uncharacterized. NCBI's taxonomy places the organism in Eukaryota, Fungi, Ascomycota, Sordariomycetes, Magnaporthales, Pyriculariaceae. The transcript has a single exon. The record is from RefSeq and is a predicted model, not a curated record. The coding region runs from base 495 to 1289 and encodes 264 amino acids.
UGAUCAGCGUCUCCCCCCUUUUUUGUUUGUUUACUUGUCUGUGGAGUAUUUCCUCUCUCAUUAUCUUGCUUACUUCUUCUUGAUUCGAAUGCUGGCCAUUUUCCCAAUUUCCGCAAGAGACAAAUAUUCAAUUACAGAAUAAAAAGCCACGAGGCUGGGUUGGCCUUGAAUUCCCGACAUCAAUCAUAGGUAGGCUGGUUUGUUGGUUGGCAAAGCUGGCUGGGAAACUUGAACGACAGAACUGGGGGCGGGGAGGCAAAUUGACAAGUUCGCUGGCCCCCCACAGACGUGGGCCGAGCGGGAAUAGCAAAGCGAGCGCCUACGGACCACACCAAUAAACCCUCGGACAUUUGGGUGUGAUUUUUGUUCACCACAGCGGGGAUUAUUUUUAAUUGGACUCGUUUGCUCUCUUGUGGCUCACAUAGAGAAAGCCUCCAAAAGAAUCUCCUGGAUUUUUUGGUGUUUUUUUUCUCAUAGCACCAAGGAAAUUAAAUAUGGCGCACCACAUAUUCACACGCCGAGCAGGGGACGACUCGGCGGCACCUGCAGCUCAAGUCCCCAGGCGGGUUCUACAGCGCCGGAGCAACCCCGCAUACAAGCACACCGGCGGCCACAGAGCCCCACAGACGGCCGUCGCCGCCGCCGCCGCCGCCGCUCCUGCCAACAACACAACAACAACGACGUGGGACCAGGCAGAAGAAGCCGGCUACCCAGCGUCGAUGAGCAUAACGCAAAGGCGCCAGUCACAAUAUCAGCAGCACUCGUCUCCGUCAGAAGCAGAGCCAUGCCUCGUGCCGACGGCGUCGCUGUCCCUGUCCAUAUCGCCGUCGGGCUCGCCCGCCCCGUCUGUUUUUAGCAGCACCAGCGGCGGCGGCGGCUUCGACUCGCUCCUCGCGCACCACAUGACGGGCGAGCAGCGGGAGCUGGCGGCCAGGCGGCGGAGCGGCGGCGGGGGAGGCGCAGAGUACGGAUCGCCGCCUCGGCUUUGGAUGCUGGGACGCAACGGGUCCGGCUGGGGCGGCGGUUCCACUACAGACUUGGGUGGGCAGCCGCGGCCGAUGAGGAAGCUGGUCAAGGAGCCCGGGACGAGCGGGUCGGGGAGGCCGUCGUUUUCGCUGGAGAUUCCAGGCGAGGACGGGGAUGAGAGGAGGAGAGGUGGUAGGCCCAGGGCGACGACGGGGGGCGCGGAGAUGAGGGUGCCUGCUGAUGAGAGGGGUGGUGCGGGUGGGUUGAUGAGGAGGAGGGUUGUUGAUCGCCUGUUUGGGCUGUAUCGGCGAGGGGAUAGGUGAUGGGAAAGAGCUCGGGGUCGCUUUUGCUUGCAUAUUGGCUGGUUUGUGUAUUUCCCUUGGGUUGUGUUCAUCUGGAGUUCUUUGGGCA